AGAACAAAAUCAGGAAGUGUAAGAGCCGCUGCUAGCCAGCUGGGAGGGAGCUGAGUUUUCAAAGGGAGACAACCCUCAGCUCCCAGCGCUCCCAGCAACUCCGGUGGCACUCGGCCACUAACACUGGCCCAGUCUUUGGGUCCCUGGGGCCCAUGACCACCAGGAUGCUGUGGGCACUGGCCAUGGAUGACAGCGAACCCUGAACGCUCUGGGAGUGCCACCCAGUCCCACAAGCCUGCAUGCCCCGCAGCUGAGAUGGGCUCAGCUCCUGGACUUGCCACAGACAGAAAGCACAACACACACUUGACAGGGAGAAUCUUUGCCUGAUCCGGGGCUGCUCAGAGCACAGGGCAGAAGGUGGCUAGCCAGCCCAGGGCAGGAGAUGCAGAGCACCGUCAAUUACCUGUGGCACACCGACGACCUGCUGGGGCAGGGGGCCACUGCCAGUGUAUACAAGGCCCGAAACAAGAAAUCUGGGGAGCUGGUCGCGGUGAAAGUCUUCAACACUGCCAGCUACCUGCGCCCCCGUGAGGUGCAGGUGAGGGAGUUUGAGGUCCUGCGGAAGCUGAACCACCAGAACAUCGUCAAGCUCUUUGCAGUGGAGGAGACGGGGACCAGCCGGCAGAAGGUGCUGGUGAUGGAAUACUGCUCCAGCGGGAGCCUGCUGAGCGUGCUCGAGAGCCCCGAGAACGCCUUCGGGCUGCCGGAGGCUGAGUUCCUGGUAGUGCUGCGCUGUGUGGUGGCCGGCAUGAACCAUCUGCGAGAGAACAGCAUCGUGCACCGUGACAUCAAGCCGGGGAACAUCAUGCGCCUGGUGGGGGAGGCAGGGCAGAGCAUCUAUAAGCUGACGGACUUCGGAGCCGCCCGAGAGCUGGAUGACGACGAGAAGUUCAUCUCCGUCUACGGGACUGAGGAGUACCUGCACCCUGACAUGUAUGAACGGGCGGUGCUUCGUAAGCACCAGCAGAAGGCAUUCGGGGUGACUGUGGAUCUCUGGAGCAUUGGGGUGACCCUGUACCAUGCAGCCACCGGCAGCCUGCCCUUCGUCCCCUUCGGUGGGCCACGGCGCAACAAGGAGAUCAUGUACCGGAUCACCACAGAGAAGCCAGCCGGGGCCAUCGCAGGCACUCAGAGGCGGGAGAACGGGCCCCUGGAGUGGAGCUACGCCCUGCCCAUCACCUGCCAGCUGUCGAUGGGGCUGCAGAACCAGCUGGUGCCCAUCCUGGCUAACAUCCUGGAGGUGGAGCAGGCCAAGUGCUGGGGCUUCGACCAGUUCUUUGCGGAGACCAGUGACAUCCUGCAGCGAGUCAUCAUCCAUGUCUUCUCGCUACCCCAGGCGGUCCUGCACCACAUCUAUAUCCACGCCCACAACACGAUAGCCAUCUUCCUGGAGGCUGUGUACAAGCAGACCAACGUGGCUCCCCAGCACCAAGAGUACCUCUUUGAGGGUCACCUCCGUGUCCUCGAACCCGACCUUUCAGCACAGCACAUCGCCCACACAACAGCAAGCAGCCCCCUGACACUAUUCAGCAUGGCUGCUGAGACCCCCAAGGGACUGGCCUUCAGGGACCCUGCUCUGGACAUCCCCAAGUUCAUGCCCAAAGUGGACCUGCAGGCAGAUUACAACACCGCCAAGGGUGUGUUGGGUGCCGGCUACCAGGCCUUGCGGCUGGCACAGGCCCUGCUGGCCGGGCAGGAGCUGAUGCUUCGGGGGCUGCACUGGUUCAUGGAGACACUGCAGGCCACCUGCAGGCGGACGCUGGAGGUCACACGGAUGGCUCUCCUAUUCCUCAGUAGCAGCCUGGGCGCCGAGAGGUUCAGCGACACAGCUAGGAUGCCUGACAUCCAAGAACUGAAGAGGGUCACAGAGCUGAGGUCCAAGCUGCGGGAUGUGGCUGAGGUCCUCUCCAGAUUACCCCACAAUAUCACAGAGAUCCAGACGAACCUGAGCAGCCUGAGCUCAGAGCUAGUGAAGAACCGGGAUCAGGUACAUGAGGACAGAAGCAUCCAGCAGAUUCAGUGUUGCCUGGACAAGAUGCACCUCAUCUACAAACAGUUCAAGAAAUCCAGGAUGAGGCCAGGACUUGGCUACAAUGAGGAGCAGAUUCACAAACUGGAUAAGGUGAAUUUCAGUCAUUUAGCCAAAAGGCUCCUGCAGGUGUUCCAGGAGGAGUGCGUGCAGAAGUAUCAGACAUCCCUAGUCACGCUCGGCAAUUGGAUGAGGUCGGUACAUGAGGCCAGGAAUCGCCUGCGCCUGGUCGGCUGCUCCGUGGCUGCUUACAGCACAGAAGCCCAGGGGUUCCAGGAGAGCCUCAGCAAGAUCCUUGACCAGCUGUCUCACCAGCUCCAGGACAGCAUAAAGGGGGCUCAGGCCUCAUCACCCCCGAUAUCUCCUUAUUCCAGUUCUUCACUAAAGGACCUGGGUCUCCACAUGGAGGAGCUCUAUGAGGACAUGAAGCUGCUGGCUUUUGACCUGCAGGACAACAACCGCAUGAUUGAAGGAUUAGGCAGGGUCCAAUCGGCUCCUGAUGUCUGAGCUCCGUGGGGCGCCCGAAGCUUCUAAUCCCGAAGCAUUAGAAUCAUUCAAACACUGUGCUCCUGCCUGCACUGUGGGACCCAACACAAGACGAACCGUGGUCCCAUCUCAUCAGCCUACCUCCCUCCCGGCCGACAGCUGGGAGAUGUCACCAGCAUUACCUUCCACUGCCUUUCUGCAGGAAGCAGCAGGCAGCACCUGGGAGACCAGACAGUCUCUGUCAGGACCCACACUGCCUGUGCUGACCUUUGUAUCUUAUGCAGGCUCAGGUAGCAUUCCUCCAUCGCCCUGGCAUGUAGGGGUGAGCCUGACCAGGCCCUGGGGAGAAGAGGCUGCAAUAGCCUCCCAGGCACCCCUCUGGUUUACAGAGCUUCGUUCCUCAAGGAACAAAAGAGGAGGCCUUCUGGGGGUUCCGCGGGGUGCUGGGUCAAGCAACCUAAUCUCAAUCCUUCCUUUCCCUUAAGGUGUUUCUCACUGAACAUACAAUCUUCUCUCUCCUGUGAUUUCUGAGGGUCACCACACUUGGCCAUCACGGAGCCUGGUUUUCCUUCUGCUCUUGGUCCGGCUGAGCCUGACGUUGAGAGGAUGGGUGGUGAAGGCCGGUUGCCACUGUCCAGGGACUCUUUUCCUCUUCUCUCCCUCUGAGGCACCACCAGGUUCUGAGCUAUGCAGCCAGCUGGGGUCAGUAGUAGCCGUGCAAUUAGCACAGGCCUAUAAGUCCAGAGCCCUGAGGAGAUAAAAGGCCUGCACCUUGAAGAAGUGGAAUAAACAUAGACUUCUUUUCUAUU
This is a messenger RNA of Hipposideros armiger (great roundleaf bat), 3324 nucleotides long. It is a transcript of the gene IKBKE, whose product is annotated as inhibitor of nuclear factor kappa B kinase subunit epsilon. Lineage: Eukaryota; Metazoa; Chordata; Mammalia; Chiroptera; Hipposideridae. The record is from RefSeq and is a predicted model, not a curated record. Gene Ontology annotation, cellular component: cytoplasm. The coding region runs from base 383 to 2536 and encodes 717 amino acids. Gene Ontology annotation, molecular function: protein serine/threonine kinase activity; ATP binding. The transcript has 22 exons. Gene Ontology annotation, biological process: peptidyl-serine phosphorylation.